UCAUCAGGCAUCGGGUCAUCUGGCUCGACAGUUGGUACCGGGUCAUCUGGCUCGACAGCAGGCAUCGGGUCAUCUGGCAUCAGGUCAUCUGGCUCGACAGCGGGUGCCGGGUCAUCUGGUUCGACAGCGGGCACCGGGUCAUCAGGCAUUGGAUCGUCUGGCUCGACAGCGGGCAUCGGGUCAUCUGGCAUCAGGUCAUCUGGCUCGACAGCGGAUGCCGGGUCAUCUGGUUCGACAGUGGGCACCGGGUCAUCUAGCUCGACAGCGGGCAUCGGGUCACCAGGCAUCGGGUCAUCUGGCUUGACAGUGGGCACCGGGUCAUUAGGCAUUGGAUCGUCUGGCUCGACAGCGGGCACCGAGUCAUAUGGCAUAAUAGGACCAUCAGGCUGGGUAGACACAUCAAGCUGGGUAGGGUACACUGGGUCAUCGGGCAUCAGGGCGGGUUCUCAGACGGCAGGCUGACCGGUUUGGAUACUGGCAGGAUGGUACUGGUUGGAAAG
Molecule: messenger RNA, 500 nt
Organism: Staurois parvus
Lineage: Eukaryota; Metazoa; Chordata; Amphibia; Anura; Ranidae
Source: the annotation of a GenBank genome assembly